CGACUUCCUGCUUUUCCUUUUCCCUGUCCUCCUUCCCGUCUCCUCGGUUCUUCCUUGCUGCUGCGCCUCUGGACGCCGCCGCGGUGGAGGAGCGUCCGCGCUCAGCCCUGGCUCUCGGCGCGGAACAGUCUCCGAGCCUCGCGCUCCGGCAAACUCGUCGGAGGGAUCCGGGCCGGAUCCGGGAGGGAAGGGCCGGGUAGGGCUGUUUCCGAUGCACCCCACAGCUGCUUGCACCCGGGAAGGGGCUCAGCAGGGACUUUCGCGACUGCACAACUGGGGCAAAUGUGCUGGAGAAGGAGCCUCACGAUGGUUCGUGCUAAGAGCUGGACCCUGAAGAAGCACUUUCAAGGCAGUCCUGUUCAGAGUGACUUUGAGUUGAAGACUGCUGAGCUCCCACCCUUAAAAGAUGGAGAGGUCCUGCUUGAAGCUUUGUUUCUCUCUGUGGAUCCUUACAUGAGAGUGGCAGCCAAAAGAUUGAAGGAGGGUAAAAUAAUGAUGGGGCAUCAAGUGGCCAGAAUUGUGGAAAGUAAAAACUCAGCCUUACCAACAGGAACCAUCGUAGUGGCUCAUUCAGGCUGGACAACACACUCCAUUUCUGAUGGGAAAGAGCUGGAAAAACUGCCUACAGAGUGGCCAGAUACAGUGCCACUGUCUUUGGCCCUGGGGACAUUUGGCAUGCCAGGCCUAACUGCUUACUUUGGCAUAUUGGACAUCUGUGGCGUGAAAGGUGGAGAAACAGUGCUGGUUAAUGCAGCAGCAGGAGCAGUGGGCUCUGUUGUGGGGCAGAUAGCUAAGCUCAAGGGCUGCAGAGUUGUUGGAACAGCAGGGUCUGAUGCUAAGAUUGCAUAUCUUAAACAAAUUGGAUUUGAUGUUGCCUUUAACUACAAGACAGUAGAUUCUUUGGAAGAAGCUUUGAAAAAAGCAUCCCCUGAUGGUUAUGAUUGCUAUUUUGAUAAUGUAGGUGGAGAGUUCUCAAGUACCGUUAUACCCCAGAUGAAGGCAUUUGGAAGAAUCGCCAUAUGUGGGGCGAUCUCCGUGUAUAACAGCACUGGCCAACUUCCCCCAGGUCCGAACCCAGAAAGUAUCAUCUAUAAGCAACUCCGCAUGGAAGGGUUCAUCGUCACCAGAUGGCAGGGAGAAGUCCGUGAGAAGGCUCUGAAAGAUUUGAUGAAAUGGUUUUCAGAGGGCAAAAUCCAGUAUCACGAACACAUUAUCAAAGGAUUUGAAAACAUGCCAGCUGCAUUUAUGGGAAUGCUGAAAGGUGAUAAUUUGGGGAAAACAAUCGUGAAAGCAUGAAAAAAAUGACAUAUGAAUCAUCACAGCAUGAUUGGGAUGACUACUUACUUAAUUUUUCACUGUUUGGUAAAAAUGUAUACUGUCCAAAUAAUCUAAGAAAUAGUAACUAUAAUGAUCUACUAAAUAAAAUAAUUCAAGUGGUCUGUAA
This is a messenger RNA of Fukomys damarensis (Damara mole-rat), 1444 nucleotides long. It is a transcript of the gene Ptgr1, whose product is annotated as prostaglandin reductase 1. The transcript has 10 exons. The record is from RefSeq and is a predicted model, not a curated record. Lineage: Eukaryota; Metazoa; Chordata; Mammalia; Rodentia; Bathyergidae. The coding region runs from base 283 to 1296 and encodes 337 amino acids. Gene Ontology annotation, cellular component: cytoplasm. Gene Ontology annotation, biological process: prostaglandin metabolic process. Gene Ontology annotation, molecular function: 2-alkenal reductase [NAD(P)H] activity; 15-oxoprostaglandin 13-reductase [NAD(P)+] activity.